AUGAGUUCUUCCGAUGAAACGCAAUUCAUUGCAAACGCCGGAGCACUCAAAAACAACAAAGAAGGUGAGUGAGGACACAGAUGCUCAUUGAGCCAAAUGCAACAUUUGUUUACUCCAGAGCUCCGUCUCCACUUGUCGAGUGUCAGCGAUGAGUCCGUGCACCACCGUAACCUGGUCCGUCGAGCCAAACUGAUGAACAGCUCCCACUUCGUGUGCAUCGUCAUGACCGCCACGUUGCUCGUCACCGUCUGCGGCAUCGUGCUCCUCGUUCAAAUCAUCGAACGUUCACGUCAAUAA
Caenorhabditis sp. 36 PRJEB53466 is the source of this 297-nucleotide messenger RNA. The record is from the annotation of a GenBank genome assembly. NCBI's taxonomy places the organism in Eukaryota, Metazoa, Nematoda, Chromadorea, Rhabditida, Rhabditidae.